AUGAGAGAUAUUAAUACCAUGUUCCAACUCGCUAUGUUGGCAGCUCUUAUGGCCAUGGCGAAUACGAACCAGGAUCCGAAGCCACAUGUCAUUGAUCCUUUCAUCAUCAUCAUUCAGGUCGUUGGAAGUGCCUCCACAAUAACCAACAAAGCCACCCAUAAAUCCGAAUGGAAAGGGACCUCCUGGGGCGGAAUGAUUCGAUUUUUUGUCUACUGGGCAGUCUCCUGCUACGCCGUAUGGUUCUGGUUCCUUGGAAUCAAUAAAUUCGCCGCGCUCCCUAAUGCGACCUGUGACCCCAUCGGCUUCGCAUUCAGCAAGCAGCCUCUCUUUGAGGGUUGGUUUCGCACAGCCAACAAAGCCAUCGCCUGCUUCUUUGCGUUCAUAUACACCAUCCUCUUCGGAUACAGUGCAUGGAACUUCGGCCCAGAAUACCUGCGUAAUACACGGGCAAAAUUCAGCACUUUGUACCACUCUGUUCCGCGCCAGGCACCCCUAGAACCACAGUCAAAGGCCGAGAAGGGCAUUGAUGAAAUCAUGGAAGUUGCAGCCGAGUCGGCGGAUAGGUUGAAUAAGUGGACACCAGCAAUGUGUAUUAUAUUGCUGUUUAUGUCAGUUGUGUCAGUGGAGUGUGUAAUCAUGUGGAAUGAGGUGCAUGGAGUGAAUGAUAUGUUUUCAACUGGGCAAUUGAUUCCGCUGGUGGUUGGUUUGGGAGGGUUGAUACAGGUAUUGCAUAAGUUGAUGAACCAGGACAAUAGGGUCCAUUAUAUCCAUAGGAACUAA
This is a messenger RNA of Morchella importuna, 780 nucleotides long. RefSeq lists its product as uncharacterized. The record is from RefSeq and is a predicted model, not a curated record. Bases 1 to 780 code for a protein of 259 amino acids. Lineage: Eukaryota; Fungi; Ascomycota; Pezizomycetes; Pezizales; Morchellaceae. The transcript is spliced from 2 exons.